AACCAAAGUUACCUUUGGAAAAAAAACAAAAAGAAGUUUUGUGAGCAGUAAAGAGUAAAACAUGGAAAUAUUUGGGACCUGAAAAACAAUGUAUUGUAACAGCCAAACCUCAUCUUAUCCUCUUCUCAUAAGAUUGCAUGGCUUCCACUUUGCAGUUCCUCCAUCACCAUCCACACCCUCUCCAUCUACUUCUCCCCUCACCAAACCAAUCCCAUUUUCCACGCAAAUGCACAGCCUCCGAUGCCGAGUUCCCGGCUCCGGCCCCGGAAACGACCAUCAGCCCCGACAAGUUCCCCAUUGAGAAGCGGAGAAAAUCCGAGAUCAUCCGCGACAGGAAUACUCGAAAAGGGCUGGUGAAACCGGAGCCACCGAAUUUCGAGAUAGGAUGGAAGAGGAGUAAGCCUAUCCCAUUGGAGAAGCCAACGGGGUACGUGAUCAUGGACUUUUUGGAGAAGCUGGUGGAGCUCAUGGAUAGGGAGUUUGGGUCAGCGGCGCUGCUCGAGAAAGUCGGGGAAAUCGUGGCCGCCAGAGCCUUAGAGGAAGCUGAGGUGCUGAGAGAUGAAGGGAAAGUGGAGGAUAGGAUGGUGACAGAGCUGGCCAGAGUUUUGAAGCUCAUGGAAAUGGAUUUGGCUAUGCUUAAAGCUGCUGUUAAGGAAGACACUUUGAAUCAAAGGCUUCAACAGGCUAAGGCUCGCUGCAGGCAGGCUAUUAUUGUUGCUAAUUCCUUUUGAAUGGAAAUACACAAACUUCUUCAAAGUUUGGAUCAGGAGAAAUAUUAAUCAAUGUGUUCUAUACAUUGAUUGAGUUUUGUAUAAAAUAACACACUACCUUCAGCCGUUUUGCAUCAAAGAUUAGCUCAUUCCAUAAA
Salvia miltiorrhiza (redroot sage) is the source of this 868-nucleotide messenger RNA. RefSeq names its product protein CHLORORESPIRATORY REDUCTION 41, chloroplastic. The record is from RefSeq and is a predicted model, not a curated record. NCBI's taxonomy places the organism in Eukaryota, Viridiplantae, Streptophyta, Magnoliopsida, Lamiales, Lamiaceae. The transcript has a single exon. The coding region runs from base 138 to 731 and encodes 197 amino acids.